This is a messenger RNA of Drosophila montana, 828 nucleotides long. RefSeq lists its product as uncharacterized. The record is from RefSeq and is a predicted model, not a curated record. The transcript is spliced from 2 exons. Lineage: Eukaryota; Metazoa; Arthropoda; Insecta; Diptera; Drosophilidae. The coding region runs from base 1 to 732 and encodes 243 amino acids.
AUGGCACGUACCGAACUGGAAAUAAAGAAGCAAAAGCGUAAGGCCAAAAAACGUAAACAUGACACGCAGCCAGCGGGAAGCGACGACGAAGUGGCCAACAAAAGUUUAAUUGUGGAGGAGCAGGUGGCAGCGGAAGCCCAGGCGAAGGAACAGCUGCCCCGUAAAACCAAGGCGUCCAAGCGCAAGAUCCAGGCGGAGCAGGGUGCCAUCAAAGAGAAACGCAGCAAACAAACAGAUGAAAUUAAGGAAGACGCCGCCACAGAUGAUGAGCUAGAUGACAUGCCCACAGCGGAACAACUGGAGGAGGCGACCAAGCCCGAGAAUUCGAAUGCCAUUGUUACGGUACGACAAAAGAAAAAACAGAAACACUUGCAGCGGCUAGAGACACAAAAAGAUCAGAGUGCCGACAAAGAAGCCAAGCGCAAUGAGGAGUACCUACGCAAGUGGCGGGACAGUAGGCAAGAUUGGAAGUUUGAAAAAUUGCGACAAAUUUCCAUACAACAAACGGCCUUCGAUGAGAAAAAGGUUGGCGCAGAUAUUUGGCCCAUUGCUUUGGAGUAUCUAGCGGGCUCAAAGGGCGCGGCAAAGGCAAUCAUUAGCAAACUGGCCGAGGAUGCCAUACAAGAAAUGGACAAACAGUGUGAACAGCUCGAAGAGGAGGCGGAGCGUCAGGCGAUUGUAGAAUCAACACGGUAUCAACGCGCUCGUAACCUGUUGCAAAGUUUCGAUUAAGAAUUAGUUUCUAGUUUUGAUAUGAAUAUAGCAAAAAUGCGUUCUUGUUAAUAUUUAGGGUUUAAUAAACAAAAGAAAAAACAUGUUAUUUAUAAA